GCGUGAAGGCGGGCGCGCGCCGUGACGGCGGCGGCGGGGAAGGCGGCGACCGCGGCGGUCUAGGGGGCGGUGGCCACGGGGCAGGGUCGCUGCAGGCGGAGGAGACGUGUGUGGCGGCGGCUAGGUCGCUGAGGAACAUCGUCGGGGUCAGUGACUAUCAUCUGUUCCACACGAUGAGUAACAGCCACCCUCUUCGCCCCUUUACUGCAGUGGGGGAAAUCGACCACGUGCACAUUCUGUCUGAGCACAUUGGUGCCUUGUUGAUUGGUGAAGAAUAUGGCGAUGUCACAUUUGUUGUGGAAAAGAAGCGGUUUCCUGCCCACAGGGUAAUUUUAGCAGCUAGGUGCCAGUAUUUUCGAGCAUUACUGUAUGGUGGGAUGCGAGAGUCUCAGCCUGAAGCCGAAAUCCCUCUCCAGGACACCACUGCAGAAGCAUUCACAAUGCUGCUCAAAUACAUCUACACUGGGCGGGCGACACUGACAGAUGAGAAGGAGGAGGUGCUGCUGGAUUUUUUGAGCCUGGCUCAUAAAUAUGGAUUUCCAGAGCUAGAGGAUUCUACCUCUGAGUAUCUCUGCACCAUCCUUAACAUCCAGAACGUCUGUAUGACUUUUGAUGUUGCCAGUCUCUACUCACUGCCCAAGUUAACUUGUAUGUGCUGCAUGUUCAUGGACAGAAAUGCUCAGGAGGUGCUCGCCAGUGAAGGCUUCCUCUCCCUUUCCAAGACGGCGCUUCUGAACAUCGUUUUAAGAGAUUCGUUUGCUGCUCCUGAGAAAGAUAUUUUCUUAGCCUUGUUAAACUGGUGUAAGCACAAUGCAAAGGAGAACCAUGCUGAAAUCAUGCAGGCUGUGCGUUUACCUCUGAUGAGCCUCACUGAGCUUCUGAAUGUUGUGAGACCUUCAGGGUUGUUGUCUCCAGAUGCUAUUCUCGAUGCCAUUAAAGUGCGUUCAGAGAGCCGGGAUAUGGACCUCAACUACAGAGGCAUGCUCAUACCGGAAGAAAACAUCGCAACUAUGAAGUACGGAGCCCAGGUUGUGAAAGGAGAGCUGAAGUCAGCCUUGUUGGAUGGUGACACUCAAAAUUACGACUUGGAUCAUGGAUUUUCCAGGCAUCCCAUCGAUGAUGACUGCCGCUCUGGCAUUGAGAUCAAUCUUGGCCAGCCGUCCAUUAUCAACCACAUACGCCUCCUCCUGUGGGACCGUGACAGCCGGUCUUAUUCCUACUUUAUUGAAGUGUCCAUGGAUGAACUUGACUGGAUCAGAGUCAUAGAUCACUCACAUUACCUGUGUCGGUCUUGGCAGAAGUUGUAUUUCCCAGCUCGCGUCUGCAGGUAUAUCCGAAUAGUUGGGACUCACAAUACAGUGAACAAGAUUUUCCACAUCGUGGCUUUUGAAUGUAUGUUUACAAACAAAACCUUCACUCUGGAAAAGGGCCUAAUAGUUCCCAUGGAGAAUGUUGCAACGAUUGCUGAUUGUGCCAGUGUGAUUGAAGGAGUCAGCCGGAGCCGAAAUGCCUUGCUCAAUGGGGACACUAAGAAUUAUGACUGGGAUUCAGGCUACACGUGUCAUCAGCUGGGAAGUGGUGCAAUUGUGGUUCAGCUGGCACAGCCAUACAUGAUUGGGUCAAUACGGUUAUUACUCUGGGAUUGUGACAAUCGAAGCUACAGUUACUACGUUGAGGUUUCCACCAAUCAGCAGCAGUGGACCAUGGUGGCUGACAGAACAAAAGUGUCCUGCAAGUCCUGGCAAUCAGUCACUUUUGAAAGACAGCCUGCCUCCUUCAUCCGAAUCGUUGGAACGCACAACACAGCAAAUGAGGUGUUCCACUGUGUCCACUUUGAGUGUCCGGAGCAGCAGAGCAGCCAAAAAGAAGAGAGCAGUGAGGAACCGGGGACAGGGGACCCCAACACCCCCAGUCAGCAGCUCGACCCUCAUGCACUGCGAGCGCCCAGCGCCAGCUCACUGCCCCCGAGUCCGGGCCCCAACUCACGCUCACCCAACCAACAGCACCAAUAAAGAAGGCAGAGGACUCGGUGUGACUUGGGUGGGGCAGGAGUGUGCCCUCCAAGGCGGGCCCUAUGUGCAGCACCCUCCCCCAUCUCUGGGAAGAGCAGACCUGGCUGCAAAAGCCACCCCAACCAGAAUUUUCCCCCAGGGGACAGAAGGGACCCAUGUUCUCCCCAGUCUUCAGGCAGUCUCCAGGGGGAGGAAGUGGGUCUCGAUUCUCCAAGUCCACCGUCAGCUCCUACCUCUAAUGUUACCAAGGUACCAGUGCAGAAGGAAUCUAGAGACAAGCCAAGCUCAGUACAAGAAGGAACCCUAGGCCUUGACAACCAGAAAAGGGCCCAGGCCCAAGUCCCCAUUGCCUUUGCAUUGCUACUUGGUGGUUUACAGUCGUGUAGUUUGUCCUCAGCUGCUGCAUCAUAGCUGCUGCAGCCUUGUGGAACUGCUCUAGCCCUCUGCAGUUGCAAGGGUCUUCCUCAGUCUGCAGUGCCUGCAGGCGGGCAGAGCAGAAGCUGCCCCUCCUAAAUGACACCGGAUGUGGCUCGUCAUGGCACUGAGCCUGACCAGGAAAAUCCUCCAAGUUCAACCAGACACACAAUGUACAAACCAAUCUUUGGACAUUGGAGUUCAUAAUUGAUCAAAUUGUCACUUUAUUAGCUGUCAUUCCUGAUGGACGCACCUACCAGCCUGGGAGGGAGGCAGCCUGGAGGCAGUGGCCGUGUCAGCUGCUGGAGGACCACCCAGAAGCCUGAGGACAGACGCUGCCCAGUCCUAGGCUGACUCUGCGGGCCUCGUGGCUUGGCUGCGCUUGUCCAGCCAACAGAUGGGGUGUCAGGAGCACAGGCCUGGGGAUGGUGAAGAACAGAUUCUUAGGGGCCUCCAUCUUUAACUGCUGCAGCUCCAUGCAGCUCCCACUGUCACGCCCAUGCAUAGCUCCUGCCUCUGCACCUCCCUCUUGCAUCCUGAGGCCCCGUGAGGUCUCCUUAGCACUUCCUGUGAGCGCGUUCAGAGAAUGGUGGAGCUUCAGGGUUGGGUCCUGCUCUAGAAGUGAAAGGGUGGCCCAGCCAGCUUUCUCUGAGUUUGACUUAAUUGGAAUGGGUUGUCCACACUGAAGAGCUGGCAGCACGAGGCCUCAGGCUGCAGUAGGGGUCAUCUUCCUGUGCAUUCAGGCCUAGGUGCAGAGCUGGUCCUGGGGGAGACUAGUCCGCAGUCCGAACCUCUGGCUUCAUGGCUGUGUGGUAUGGCUGCCUCAGGGAGGAGGCUCCCUUGUGUGGAUAGGGUGCCCCUAUUGUUUAUGGGGUGCUGCCAGGCAGCCUGGAGAACUGUCUGUCCACUCAACAUCUCUACAAGCAGCGCCCCCUGCCAGUGCACAAGGAACCCCAACCUGUGGAGGGUGGAAUCUCUUCCCGUGAGGGUAAUGCAUGAGGGCUCAUUUGUCUUGUUCUUGUUCAGUUAUUUGCUUAAGAUAGUUCUUCUCUGUGUAGCCUAGGUUGGCCACACUCAGGGCAAUCCUCCUGCUUCAGUGGGACUGAGUUGACAAGAAGCCACGUUGUCCACCCAAGAUGUCAACACACACACCUAUCAUGCUAAGCCCUGGGCACGUGGUGCUCUUGGCAGCCCAUUCCCCAUAUCCCAGACCCAUACCUGUGACUUCUUUCUCCUUAGGAUACUGUUGUGUGUUCAGGUUAUGACUAUAGACUCUGGUUCCCUUCUGUGUCGGCACUGCCAUGGUCCCCUCCAUCAAAUAAGCGGAGGGGAGAUGGGACAUCAAAGUCACAGAUGCCAGUGGGGAGUACUGAGAACUGUAGCAAGCCUGAGUGGCCGCCCUUGGGAAACCUUUCUUAGAUAGAUGCCUGCUUAGGGUGCAGGAGGACACUGGCUGGCUUACCUCCCACCAGACCCGGGAGCUCACCCUUGGCUGAUGGGCAUGCUGAUGUGUCUCGAGGCCACAGGCACCUCUAAGGUAGGUAGGUCCACAUUUCCAGAGGACUGAGCCUGGCUCGUCCCCUGCAGGAGUCUCCCCUGGGGCCAGCAGACUGGAAAUGAGACUGGAGUGGGAACAACAGGCAUGCUGGCUGGGACUCGGACGAUCCUGUGCACCCAGCACCUGGCACUGUACUGGUGGACGUUGGGUGCCAAGGAGCCACAGUCAUAGGAUAGGGGACAGAGGCAGUGUGAGCCAUUGCUCCCUCAGCCCUGCCCUCGCCGUAAGGUCAACAGUGUGUGAACAAGAGCAGAGCUUGGAGAGUAGCUGCUGCGUGAUGCCCCUGGCAAUGCCCACUGUGAAGGGGCACCUGCGUCUAGGUCACCUGGGCUCUGCAGAGCUGCUCGCGCUCCUUUAGAUCAUGUUCUUUAGGAUGGCAGAUGUCCGCACUGGGGCUUUUGGAAGAAGAGUUCAGGGUCAUCCACAGGGGCUCCUGGGGGACCAUUUGGGCUCUGUAGAGCAGCUUCAGGCAGCCUCACACUGGGACUGAGCAUCUCCUAAGCCCUCCGUACUUUUCCUGUUCUGCCUUUAUUGAGUUCCAAGCCUGUUACAGAUGUGGGCUCUUUCAGCUGUCACUUUCCACUUUUAUUAAAUGAAGUGUUGAUUCUGGACAAAUCCA
This is a messenger RNA of Alexandromys fortis (reed vole), 4603 nucleotides long. RefSeq names its product BTB domain containing 9 (gene Btbd9). The coding region runs from base 174 to 2012 and encodes 612 amino acids. The transcript is spliced from 11 exons. Gene Ontology annotation, biological process: circadian behavior; adult locomotory behavior; modulation of chemical synaptic transmission. Gene Ontology annotation, cellular component: cytoplasm. NCBI's taxonomy places the organism in Eukaryota, Metazoa, Chordata, Mammalia, Rodentia, Cricetidae. The record is from RefSeq and is a predicted model, not a curated record. Gene Ontology annotation, molecular function: protein binding.